Molecule: messenger RNA, 3060 nt
Organism: Hyaena hyaena (striped hyena)
Lineage: Eukaryota; Metazoa; Chordata; Mammalia; Carnivora; Hyaenidae
Gene: ASPHD2
Product: aspartate beta-hydroxylase domain containing 2
Exons: 4
Coding region: 236-1345 (369 amino acids)
Source: RefSeq, a predicted model, not a curated record
GGGCGGCGGCGUCGCCGCGGCCCCAGCGUCCGCCCCCGCCGCCCGCGCGCAGGUGUGGACUUCCUAAAACACCCACUCGCCGUGACCGAGCCCACCUCCUAGGGUGACGUGAAGUGGCUCCUUCCAGCCUCCGCGGAGUGGCAGCCCAGACGUUUGUCGAUGCCGCCCCUGGCGGGCUCCGAGGGACAGUGGCCGCCAUGCCUCCCCCUGCCCCAUCUCCCCCGCGCUGAGCUGCAUGGUGUGGGUGCCCCUGGGACCCCCGAAGACUGACUGCCUGACCUUGCUUCGCACGCCCGCCCACAACCGCCCCAAGAUGUCGCUCGAGUGGCUGGUGGCCUGGAGCUGGUCGCUGGACGGCCUGAGGGACUGCAUCGCCACUGGCAUCCAGUCAGUGCGGGACUGCGACAGCACCGCCGUGGUCACCGUGGCCUGCCUGCUGGUCCUGUUCGUGUGGUACUGUUACCACGUGGGCCGGGAGCAGCCCCGGCCCUACGUGUCCGUCAACUCCCUGAUGCAGGGCGCAGACGCCAACGGGCUGCAGAAUGGGUACGUGUACUGCCAGUCACCCGAGUGCGUACGCUGCGCCCACAACGAGGGCCUCAACCAGAAGCUCUACCACAAUCUGCAGGAGUACGCCAAGCGGUACUCGUGGUCCGGCAUGGGCCGCAUCCACAAGGGCAUCCGCGAGCAGGGCCGCUACCUCAACAGCCGGCCCUCCAUCCAGAAGCCCGAGGUCUUCUUCCUGCCCGACCUGCCCACCACACCCUACUUCGCCCGGGAUGCCCAGAAGCAUGAUGUGGAGCUGCUGGAGCGGAACUUCCAGACCAUCCUGUGUGAGUUUGAGACCCUUUACCGAGCCUUCUCGAACUGCAGCCUGCCGCAAGGCUGGAAAAUGAACAGCACGCCCAGCGGGGAGUGGGUCACCUUUUACUUGGUCAACCAGGGGGUUUGCGUUCCCAGGAACUGCAGAAAGUGCCCACGGACGUACCGCUUGCUCGGAAGCCUUCGGACCUGUAUUGGGAACAAUGUUUUUGGGAAUGCGUGCAUCUCCGUGCUGAGCCCCGGGACUGUGAUUACGGAGCACUAUGGGCCCACCAACAUACGAAUCCGAUGCCAUUUAGGUCUCAAAACUCCCAGCGGCUGCGAGCUGGUGGUGGGGGGAGAGCCCCAGUGUUGGGCGGAAGGACGCUGCCUCCUCUUUGAUGAUUCUUUCCUGCACACUGCAUUCCACGAGGGCUCGGCAGAGGAUGGCCCACGGGUGGUUUUCAUGGUGGAUUUGUGGCACCCCAAUGUGGCGGCGGCCGAACGGCAGGCUCUGGAUUUCAUCUUCGCUCCAGGACGAUGAGGAAGCCCCUGUGCUGGAGUCGGUGCGAGUGACCGCGGUUCAGCCUGGGGUCCGGGCCCGCCCCCUAGUCGUGCUGGGGUCCCACGCUCCAAAGCCUGCCUCAACGGAAAGUCCUCACUUGGGAUCUCGAGAUCACGCUGGGUCCCUCUUUCCUCUGAUUAAUGUAAAUGGGAAAUUUUCGGCUUGUAUUUCCUUAGGUUUGGUUUUUUUCUCCUUCCAGUCAUUUGCUCCUGCGACUCCUCUCCGCCUAAUCGCGCAUUACUUUGCUCCGUGGCUGGAGGCUCGGCGCCCCUGUCCUUGCUGCACCGCUGCUCGGUUUUCCCAGUGCUCUGAAACAGAGUGACCAAACGGUUAUCUGUCUGAAUGUAAUAACGUGAAACUGCUCCUGGUCAUCGUAUCAGAAAAACUAACAAAACUCGGCCAAAAAACUGCAAGCCAGAGUGCUAGAGACCUUGGCCUCUGUUGCUGUCACAGCCACACAGGGGCCCCCUCAGCCCCCUGGGGCCGGCAGGGUGGGGAGAGUGGGCGAGCCCCACAGCCAGCUGGCUUCCUGGGCAGGGAGGCCCCGGUCAGGGGCGGCAUCCCCGCACCCUACACACCCUGUCACCGUCGCUCACCUCACCCCGAACCCCGUCAGGCCCCCGGUGGCGGGGAGCGUCCGACUGGUGGGACUGAUGGCUCUUCCGUAAACACCGCUCCCCUGCGGAGCUGGGGCUGGGGUCCUCAAGGGCCACGUCGGGGCGCCCGCAGGUCAGCUGCAGCACGUGUGACCCACUUACCUCACUGCCUACCGAAGCCCCACUGCCUGGAAGAUUCCCCGCACAGCUGUUUCGAGUCCACGGUGACGCACAUCAAGACCCCAUGUUGGCGGUAGCAGCGGGGACAUGUGGUGAGACUCGCUCGUCCAGCGGCACGCCAGGACCCCCCUCCUCUGGCAACGCAGGAAUCGCAGAUCUGACCAAGAAGCGUCCGUUUUGCUUUGGAGUUCUGUCGCCUCUGAUUUUCCAGUUACCCGUCUGUACAUAAAUGUUCCAGCGCUGACUCCGGGAUGGCGGAAGGGUCGGCCCUGUGUCCCCGUCACCGCACAGGGAUGCGCGCCCAGUGACAGCCACCUAGGCCAGUGUGUGUGAGAGAGAGAGACCUCCGGGAAGACCCAUGAACCCACGGUCACGGUGCUGGCUUCUCGGUCGCCUGUGAAAGACGUGGCCGGUGUGAGGCUCCAAUUCUAGAAACAUCCUCCUGUUAGCAGACGUGUGCGAGAGUAGCCUGCAGCCGUCCUCGCGAUGCCUUUUUUGACUAACCGUCAUGGUCAGUGUCCAAUUUACAAAGCCGUGGGGCAGUGCGGGGUGUGCAGCUUGGCCCAUGCGCACGGCCGGGGCGAUGUCUGGAAGGAGCAGCCGUCAGAAGGUACUAUGAUCCGAAAAGCGCGAGGUGGCUACUAGCAAGUGAGCCAAGAAAACAGGUCUGUAUUUGGGUAAACUUUCUACGCAGAUAUUUUUCAGUGAUCAGAGUGCAGGACAGGGCAGAAACUUCGAACACACCUGAUGUCUUUUUACUCAUUAAGUAUCUUGUUCCAGAAUGACCGAGGUGCAUGACUUCUCUACAUACUGACUGCUCCACGUUCACAAAGCCAACAGCCCACACAGGCACGCGGCUCCCUGAGCUCAUGUGACGUGGUUGGGGAACAGGAGAUAAAUAAAGGAUCUUGCUGAAAA